AUGCUCGACGCGCCGCUCCUCAGCGAGCCGCAGGCGAGAAGUCGCCGCGUCUGGAUCGCCUCGCUCUGUCGCUCCAUCGGCCUGACUCAAGUCCUGACCGGCACAGUCGGCCUCGCCGGGCCGUUGUGCGGUAUGAUGGACGCGCCAACGCUGGUUGUCUUUGUCGUUAACGCGGUAGCGCUUCUCGUGCUCUCUGAGCAGCUCGCGGCAGCGGCGCUGCGCCUGGCCUCCCUUGCUGGAGACACCUACGGAGGACUCGUGACUGCGACGCUCUCCAACUCGGUCGAGUUCCUAAUCGCGGUGCUCGCGCUGCGGAAGCAGAUGCUGCGAUUCGUGCAGGUGACUCUGCUCGGCUCGGUCCUGUUCGGAAGCCUGCUCGUGCCGGGCGUCUCCUUCAUCGCUCGCGGGAUCAAGCACCUCUCCCACCUCAAGCAGAAGCACAACAAACACGCCGCAGGGAUGCACUCGAUGGUGCUGCUGCUCGCCGCCUUCUCGUACGGCGCGCACAACGCAGCGCCGCCGCCGCCGCCACCCUCGCCACCCUCGCCGCCGCCACCCUCGCCGCACACCACCAUCGCCAGCCUCCAACCCACGUCCUCAGGCGUGCCCGCCGCGUACAACGCGACCUCCGCCGCCUACGGCCGCUGCCGCACCUACUGCUACGAGAAGCACAUGCUGCCUCUCUCGCGUCUCGUCGCUGCGGUGCUGCUGCCGUGCUACGCGCUGAUGCUCGUCUGGUCGACAGUCACGCACGCGGAGCUGCUGCGGCGGAAGCGGGAGAGCGAGGCGGAGGAGGAGGAGGCGGACGUCGCCCUGCCGUCGGCGGUGGCGGGAGAGGCACGUCGCACCGUCUCCAGAGGCGGCGGCGGCGCCUCCUCGGCCCGUCCCGCGGAGGCGAGGCACGUCGUGCCGCGUAGGAGAGCCUCCGGGAGCGGAGGCGGGUGGCGCACGUCUCCGACGCCUCCUCGCAGCGGGACGAGCCCCACUCGGUGGCGCGCGCGCGUCUGCGCGGAGCAGCUCCUCGCCACUGUCGACCCGGCGGCGGCGGCGCUCGGCGUGACACGCCACUUCGUCGCCCUCGUCAUCAUCCCGCUCGUCGGCAACGUCGACACGCUCCUCGCUGCCACAAAGUGCGCCCUGCUCGGAAACACGGAGCUCGCGCUCGCGCUCGGGGUUGCGAUGGGCGUGCUCCCGCUGCUGGUGCUGCUCUGCUGGGCGGUGCUGCGGCUGCCCCUCACCGUCGACCUCCGCUCCUUCGAGGCGGCCGUCCUCGUCCUCUCGACCCUGGUCGCCACCGCAGUCGUGCGGCGCGCGCGCUCCACCUACCUCGAGGGCGUGCUGCUGCUCGGCGCCUACUGCAUCGUCGCAAUCUCGUACCUCUUCCGCUCCCGCGAGGAGGACGAGCUGGCGGAGCUGGCCGGCGAGGGGCCGCAGCUCGGCUGCGAGUGCGACAGCCCGUGCUGCGCGGGCCAGGGUGCACCGCACGGGGGGCAGACGUACGGAGGAGACUGA
Molecule: messenger RNA, 1512 nt
Organism: Emiliania huxleyi CCMP1516
Lineage: Eukaryota; Haptophyta; Isochrysidales; Noelaerhabdaceae
Exons: 5
Coding region: 1-1512 (503 amino acids)
Biological process (GO): intracellular calcium ion homeostasis; calcium ion transmembrane transport
Cellular component (GO): membrane
Molecular function (GO): calcium:proton antiporter activity
Source: RefSeq, a predicted model, not a curated record